AUGAAGUAUUGCUUUUGCAGAUGUUUCGAAGAGUCAAAGAACUUGGUGAAGAUAGGCCUUGUUGACAGGAUAUUCAGAAGAGAUGCCGACGAAAAAACAAAAAGCAUGUGUCAUCUUCUUUGCCUAAAACUUACAAACAACGGAAACAUAAAAAGAAAUGGAAGAUGGGGAUUCCAACCAGUCCUAGGAAUGACUGAGUUCUUCUCAGCCCUUUUUUCGUUCAUGAACCUCAUAACAAACAUCUUCUGCUUCCAUAGAAUGCUGAAGAAACACCUUCGGGUGACAAGAUUGGGUAAGCUAUACUACAUCCAAUACUACAUAUGCAACCUGGCAUUCAUCUCCAGUACCCUCUUUCACAUUCAUGAGACCCCCUUUACAAGAAAUUGCGACUAUUUCCUAGCAUUUCUAACAAUUCUCUUCGGUUUCUAUAUGGCGCUUGUUAGAGUCAUCCUCAUGGCAAGCCCUUCCAUGGAAAGAGCCAUAAGAAAGCCACUCCAGCUUAUCUUCACUCUGUUCUAUGCAUACCAUAUUCACAGAAUGUCCAAUAUAGAAUUUGACUACGUAUACAAUAAGAUAUCCUGCACCAUCAUCAUCGCAUUCACCCUUUUGUCACAUCUGAUAACAUUCCUCAAGUACCGAAGAAUGGAACACUCCAAAAACAUCCUUCUGUUCACAUUUUUCUUCUUUCUUGCAGGAGCAAUAGAGAUCCAGGAUGUGCCUCCAUAUGCCUAUCUCAUCGACUCCCAUGCCAUUUGGCAUUUGAUCUCUUGCAUCUCAACGCCGUUCUACCUUCUCUUCUGGAGUGGAGACGUCUAUAUGCAUUGA
Molecule: messenger RNA, 825 nt
Organism: Encephalitozoon intestinalis ATCC 50506
Lineage: Eukaryota; Fungi; Microsporidia; Unikaryonidae
Exons: 1
Coding region: 1-825 (274 amino acids)
Biological process (GO): GPI anchor biosynthetic process
Cellular component (GO): endoplasmic reticulum membrane
Molecular function (GO): hydrolase activity, acting on ester bonds
Source: RefSeq, a predicted model, not a curated record